Molecule: messenger RNA, 1536 nt
Organism: Diversispora eburnea
Lineage: Eukaryota; Fungi; Glomeromycota; Glomeromycetes; Diversisporales; Diversisporaceae
Source: the annotation of a GenBank genome assembly
AUGAGUGCGAAUAUGCACAUUUAUGAAAACCGUUUAAACUCUUUUACCAACAAGAAAAAAAAGUGGCCGCACUUGAAUAAAGAAUACAAAGCAACACCUCAAUCAUUAGCUAGAGCAGGAUUCUAUUUUUAUCCGGCAACUCGAUCACCCGAUAAUGUUAUUUGUUAUUUAUGUCAUAAAUCCAUGGAAGGAUGGGAUUCCACUGAUGAUCCAAAUUUAGAACAUAUUUAUCAUUCUUCGGAAUGUCCUUGGGCAAUAUUUUGUUGUAUCUUAAAAAAAGUUUCGGAAGAUGAAGUUUUUGAUGAUUGGGAUGAGAUCGAUACUUUACCUACCUCCAAAAAAAUGGAAGAAUUAAGGGUAAAGACUUAUGGUGAUUGGUGGCCUCAUGAUGGAAAAAAGGGAUGGUUGGGAACUGUUAAAAAGAUGUCCAGAGCUGGUUUCAUCUAUGCUCCAUCAAUUGAAUCAUUAGACAAUGCAAUGUGCGUAUAUUGUGAAGUAUGUUUAAGUGAUUGGGAACAAAGGGAUGAUCCAAUGAAGGAACAUAAGAAAAGAUUUCCUUCAUGUCCUUUCGUUGUCCAAUUCACUCCAAAAGUAAAAAAACAAAGGAGAUCUGAAAAGAUGAUCUCAAAAUUCACAAAAAGGUUUAGAAAUCAGAAAAUUAAUGAUGAAAAGAGUCAUGAAAAGGAUCAUGAAAAGAGGAUUGAAAAGGAUCAUGAAAAGAAGAUUGAAAAGGAUCAUGAAAAGAAGAUCGAAAAGGAGAUCGAAAUGGUGAAUGGAAAAGUAGGAAAAGUAGGAAAGGAUGAUGAAAAAGUUGAAGAAAAGGAAAAAGAUGAUAUAGAGAUUUUAGACAAGAUGGUAGAUCACCUCACAUUAGAUGAACCUUGUGAUAACUUUAUAAGUUAUGAUUUUACGGACUUUGGAAAAGAGGAAGAUAAAAUCAAUCAAUUACAACAGUUUCAACUAGAAUUGGAAGAGGAAUUAAAGGAAGCGAAAAAAGAUAAGGAGGAAGAAAAAGGAAAAGAAAAAGAAAAAGAAGUGGAAGUGAAACAAAUGGAACAACCAGAAGUAGAAAUGCAAUUGGAAAUGCAAUUCGAAAUGCAAUUAGAGAAAGAACCGAAAGAAAAUGAAGUAGAAAUGCAAUUAGAAAAUGAACCGGAAGUAGAGGAUAAAUUGGAAAUGCAAUUGGGAAAGGAAUCCGAAGAAAAGGAAGUGGAAAAUAAUUUAGAAAUGCAAUUAGACAGGGAUUCAGUAAAUGAAGUAGAAGUAGUGAAAGAAAUGGAAAAGGUAGAAGUGAUGAAAGAAGUAGAAAAGGUAGAAGUGAUGAAAGAAGUAGAAAAGAAAGAAGUGGUGAAAGAAGUAGAAAAUAAAGAAGUGAUGAAAGAAGUAGAAAAGGUAGAAGUGGUGAAAGAAGUAGAAAAAGUCGUAGUAGUGAAAGAAAUAGAGAAAGAAAAAUUAGUGAUCGAAGAAUUUAAUUAUGAACUUUUGGGCCUUGGAGAUUAUGAAUAUGAAUUUGUUCAUGAACCACUUAUCGAAUAA